Molecule: messenger RNA, 1800 nt
Organism: Salvia miltiorrhiza (redroot sage)
Lineage: Eukaryota; Viridiplantae; Streptophyta; Magnoliopsida; Lamiales; Lamiaceae
Product: IQ domain-containing protein IQM3-like
Exons: 9
Coding region: 131-1621 (496 amino acids)
Source: RefSeq, a predicted model, not a curated record
UACGUACAAAAACCCUCACCCUUCUUCUCCUACUGCUCUGCCCCAACUCAACUCAACUCAACUCAUCAACACUCUCUCUCACUUUCUCUCUCUAAAAUCCAUCGUCUCUUCCCUCGUCUUCCCGUUCGAAAUGGAGGUCGAAGCGCACGCGGUUUCCGCGUUCGAUCUUAACCACGGCGGCAACUUUCCUGCUUAUUCGUUUUCUGCCAUGUCCGCAUCCUCAGAUGAGGCUCUUCCCCACGUGGCCGAUCAAAUGUCCGUGAACGGUGGCCAACGUGAGGAUUCCGCUGCGCCGCCUAGUUCCGCCGCUGUUCCCUCUAGAUGUCCGAUGAAUGCAGCUAAGAGAGUUCAGAAGGUUUAUCGGAGCUAUCGUACUCGGCGCAUGUUAGCUGACUCCGCCGUGGUCGUGGAAGAAUUGUGGUGGCAAGCACUAGAUUUUGCGCGAUUAAAUCACAGCACGAUAUCAUUUUUCGACUUCUUGAAGCCAGAGACAGCUACCUCACGUUGGAAUCGUGCCCGGUGGAAUGCUUCAAAGGUGGGAAAGGGUCUAUCCAGGGAUGCCAAGGCUCAAAAGCUGGCUUUUCAACACUGGAUUGAAGCUAUUGACCCGAGGCACCGAUACGGACACAGCUUACACCUUUAUUAUGAGGAGUGGUGUAAAACCAAUACUGGUCAACCCUUCUUCUACUGGUUGGAUCUUGGAGAUGGCAGAGACUUUGAGCUAAAGGAGUGCCCAAGAUCAAAGCUUCGCCAACAAUGCAUCAAGUAUCUAGGACCAAUAGAGAGGGAACAUUAUGAAUAUGAGGUUGUUGAUGGGAAAUUUUUGCAUAAAUUGACUGGGAAACCACUUGAUACAAGUCAAGGGUCAGGAGGAUCUAAAUGGAUUUUUGUGAUGAGCACCUUUAAACGACUCUAUAUUGGAGAGAAAAGGAAAGGGUUGUUCCACCAUUCCAGCUUUCUUGCUGGAGGGGCUACUUUAGCUGCUGGAAGGCUCACGGCAGAGGAUGGAGUGCUUAAGGGUAUCUCAGCUUAUAGUGGACACUAUAAGCCAACUGAUGAUAUUCUUGACAGCUUCUUAUCAUUUCUCAGGGAAAAUGGGGUUAACCUGAAUGAAGUAGAGAUACAAAAGCCUGCUGAUGACUAUGAGAGUAGUGAAAAUGGGAAGGCAUCUUUAGAGACGGUUAAUUCUGAAGGUUCAAUAUCGGAUUCCAUUCCAUCUGAAGUGGAUGGCGACGUGCCUUCAGAAACAACCAAAGCUUCUAAGCCAGAAACUUGUACUGUAUACAAGAGGAGUCUCUCUGGUGGUCUUCAGAGUCCCAAAGCAGACGUGCCAAGGACGUCCCUACUGCAAAGAAUCAACUCGAAGAAGGCUGUUAAGUCGUAUCAAUUGGGGCAUCAACUUCCUACGAGAUGGUCUACGGGUGCUGGCCCGAGGAUCGGGUGCAUUGCUGACUACCCUGUGGAGCUGAGGCUACAGGCGCUGGAACUUACUAACCUCUCUCCAAGAUCGUCUCCGCCAUCAUGGACACCAAGAAGGGCUUCUGCUGCGGCUAUUGUUUCGCCAUCUGCCUAUCCACCAAAUGUAAGUAGCGAAGAACUAGAAGAUUACUUUAAAGUGUAAUGACACUGCACAACUCUGUGUAGAAUAUGCCUUCCUAGUCCUACUGUUUCAGACUGUUGUGUUUAUUCAAAAUCACAUCCCUUUUAGAAACUAUCUCUAGCGUGCUUUCAAUGAAUAAAGAUGUAAACCCCAUCUUGAGCUAUAUAAAAUAUGAGGCAAGUAAAGGCAUUUAGCAGUCA